CCAGAAUCCAGUAAAGAUUUUUGUGUUUGCGUUACUUCCAUUUGGCUAUAAUUUUACAAUUUACAAAUACCCGGGUAUUUGCUUUCACGUGCAUGUACUUUAUAAAGCAUACUGGGUUUCACAAACUAUAGGAGCUAAGAAGAGGAGCUGCUUUGGUUCUUUUCUGUCAGCUAAACACAAGUUUGUUGUUUGAGGGAUGGCUUACAUGGUAUUUACUCAUUAUUUGCAAUUAAUGGAUAAGUGUUGGCGAUCCCAAGAUGGUAAAAUCAUUGCAAAUCUAAUUUCGCUUCGUAAUGAUCACGUCACGAAUAAAAAUCUUGUGUUGGACCGACCCGAAGCUAUGGUUGAACGUUUCCUGUCGAAUCCCUUCGAUGAGAUCGUAACCUGUCACAUCAAGUGCAUCCACGCUUUACAUAACAAAAUGUACUUGGAAGCCUACCAAUUUCAGAGUACAUUGACUCAACUACUUACAAAAGUAAUCCAAAACCAGCGAGAAGAAAACUGGGCACUGCCGAUUAUGUACACAGUCUGCUUAGAUUUAAGAUUACUAGCACAAAAGGUUGAGAAAGAGAGGAAUAAUGUUAACGACAAACCGGGAGAAAUACUAGAGCGAGCUGCCGAAAGUUUGCUGGGCUGUUUUCGUAUUUGUGCUGCCGAUAAUAGAUCUUCUGAAGAGGAUACAAAGCGAAUAGGAAUGUUAACAUUAGUCAAUCAAUUAUUUAAGGUUUACUUUAGAAUAAACAAAUUGCAUUUAUGUAAACCCUUAAUUAGGGCUAUAGAAUCGUCUCCAUUUAAGGAAAGUUUUGCAUUGAGUGAACAAAUUACUUAUAGGUAUUUCGUGGGAAGGAAAGCGAUGUUUGAUAGCGAUUACAAGGCGGCUGAUGACUAUUUAACGUAUGCAUUUGAAAAUUGUCAUCGUUCAAGUAUUAAAAAUAAGCGUUUAAUAUUAAUCUAUCUCGUUCCUGUGAAAAUGCUGUUAGGAUACAUACCGAGUAAGCAGGUGCUGGAAAAGUAUGAUGUGACACAAUUUUGGGAAUUGGUGCAGGCAGUUUGUCAAGGAAAUUUAAGGUUGUUUGACGACAUUAUGGAUAAGCACGAGACAUUCUUUAUUAAAUGUGGAAUUUAUUUAAUUGUGGAGAAAUUAAAGAUUAUAGCUUAUAGGAACUUGUUUAGGAAAGUGUAUUUAAUUUUAAAUACGCAUCAAAUACCUGUUGAAGCAUUACAGUCUGCUUUAGCACUUUUAGGACAGGAUGAUGUUGACCUAGAUGAGACUGAAUGUAUUGUGGCUAAUCUUAUAUUUGAAGGUAAAAUUAAAGGGUACAUUUCUAGGCAACAUCGUAAGGUUGUAGUUAGUAAACAAAACCCAUUUCCAUCUUUAAUAGGUUUGUCAUAGUUAAGAAUAAAUUCUCCUUUGUAACUGUAAUAAAAUUGUGUAAUAUUAAGUUUUGUUACAUAAUGUGUUCAUUUUUACAAUGUGUUACACCAAUCUGAUGUUUCACAUGACUAGUUUGGCAUAAUAAACUCUUAUACUGGUUCAA
This is a messenger RNA of Photinus pyralis (common eastern firefly), 1538 nucleotides long. It is a transcript of the gene PCID2, whose product is annotated as PCI domain-containing protein 2. Gene Ontology annotation, molecular function: double-stranded DNA binding; RNA binding. The record is from RefSeq and is a predicted model, not a curated record. Lineage: Eukaryota; Metazoa; Arthropoda; Insecta; Coleoptera; Lampyridae. Bases 197 to 1393 code for a protein of 398 amino acids. Gene Ontology annotation, cellular component: transcription export complex 2. The transcript has 2 exons. Gene Ontology annotation, biological process: post-transcriptional tethering of RNA polymerase II gene DNA at nuclear periphery; poly(A)+ mRNA export from nucleus; transcription elongation by RNA polymerase II.